GGCACACUGAACGGACGCGUGUUAAUAAUAUUCAUAAAAUUAUACUCGAUUUUAUUGAAGAAAAUAUAGAUAAUAAUGCAAGAAUUUAAAGCUACAGAACACCAGCACGUGCGCUACAACCCUCUCAAAGAUGAAUGGGUACUCGUCUCCCCACACCGCUGCCUUCGACCUUGGAGCGGGCAGACUGAGGCAGCUCCUGAUGACCAGCCACCAGACCCAUUGAAUCCUCUACUGCCUGGGGCUACGCGGUCUAGUGGGCAGCGCAAUCCUGUCUAUACGUCAACGUAUGUGUUCCCCAACGACUUCCCAGCGUUGUUGGAGCGUGUGCCUGAUCCUCCACCCUCGGAUCAUCCACUCUUUAGGUCUUCAGCUGCUAAGGGGACUUGCAGAGUUAUGUGCUUCCAUCCGGACUCCACGAUGACCAUACCGUUGAUGACAGUCGACGAGAUCCUUGCUGUUGUUAAUGAAUGGGUCAACCAGCUAAAAGAGUUAGGUCGCAAGUACACUUGGGUGCAGAUCUUUGAAAAUAAGGGUGCUAUCAUGGGGUGCUCCAACCCGCACCCUCACUGCCAAAUAUGGGCGUCCAGCUACUUACCUAACGAGCCCCGAGUAAAAGAACGAUGCCAGAAAGAAUAUUUUAUCAAGUUCAAACGCCCAAUGUUACUCGAUUAUCUAAAAGAGGAAAUGAUCAAGAAGGAACGUGUGGUCAUUCAGAAUGCUGAGUGGGUAGCAUUAGUUCCAUACUGGGCAGUGUGGCCGUACGAAACAAUGCUCCUACCAAUAAAUGGGAAACCACAGCGAAUGACCGACCUGACCGACGACCAGAAACGGUCGCUGGCGGAGAUUAUGAAACAGCUGAACAUCAAAUAUGAUAAUUUAUUCAAAUGUAGCUUUCCUUAUAGCAUGGGAUUCCAUGGAGCUCCAACGGGUCCAUCAGCUGCUCCAGGCGACUCACCCCAUUGGCUCCUCCACGCCAUCUACCUACCGCCGCUACUGAGGUCGGCAACUGUCAAAAAGUUCAUGGUGGGAUAUGAAAUGCUGGCUCAGUCGCAGAGGGACUUGACGCCUGAACAAGCAGCUCAGAAACUAAGGGAGUGCGAUGAUGUCCAUUAUAAAGCGAAGAAGUAGAUUAUUUGUGUUGUUUAGUAAAAGGGUACUUGCCAACUAGUCAAAUUCAAUACUUUUUUCGAACUGUCAAAAACGAGAGUUUUCUAUGAAUGUUGUACGAGAUUGUCUAUUGUGACGUCACGUUUUUUUAGCGUCAAACAGCAUACUUAUUUCUUAAAAAUUUGCUGGAAAAAUAUUAAAAUUUUUGGUCAUAA
Molecule: messenger RNA, 1322 nt
Organism: Spodoptera littoralis (African cotton leafworm)
Lineage: Eukaryota; Metazoa; Arthropoda; Insecta; Lepidoptera; Noctuidae
Source: the annotation of a GenBank genome assembly